Molecule: messenger RNA, 7353 nt
Organism: Camarhynchus parvulus
Lineage: Eukaryota; Metazoa; Chordata; Aves; Passeriformes; Thraupidae
Gene: IGFN1
Product: immunoglobulin like and fibronectin type III domain containing 1
Exons: 26
Coding region: 1-7353 (2450 amino acids)
Molecular function (GO): protein binding
Source: RefSeq, a predicted model, not a curated record
AUGAGCAGCCACCAGACAGUAAAAAUCUUCAAGAAAUCUUCUAUCCCAGGAGUUGCUGUCACUCAGUUUGUGAAUGAUGUUCCAGAAGGAUGCAGCACACCUGAUUUUGAGAGGAAACCACUCACUCUGACACUGCAGGAAGGUAAAGAUGCCAUUUUCAGAGCUGUGGUCAAAGGUGUCCCAGCUCCUGAGGUGAAAUGGUCACGUACACAGAAAGGAAUGGAUGAUCCUGCCAAAUAUCAAAUGUCCUUCAAUAGUGCUACAAAUGAAUUCAUUCUGCAGAUCAAGAGCCUGGUUCCGGAUGACAGUGAUUUGUAUCGCUGCUGUGCUGUCAAUGCCUACGGAGAGGCCUCGUGCUCUGCUGGCCUCAGGAUCCUCCAAGUUGGCUUUAAGAGGAAGGCAAAAUAUGUUCCUGUUCAUGCUGCUGAUGAGCUCAAGAAGACACUCCUGGACUCCAGGAAGAUGCUGAGGAAGAGGGCUGCAGCACCAAAACCAAAGCCCCUGGACAAAGAAGCUGUGUGGCAGCUGCUGCUGCAUGCAGAUAGGAGAGAUUAUGAGAAAAUCUGUAUAAAAUAUGGAAUUGCUGACUUCCGUGGGAUGCUGAGGAAGCUGCAGGAGAUGAGGAAGGAAACAGAGAGUGAACAAGACAAGUUAAUUCACAGUCUCAAAAACUUUGAACACAUCAAAGUCAACAAGGAGGGAAAUGCUACGUUCAGCCUCGAGAUGGAGCUGAAAAACAGCAACAGCAAUGUUUACCUGCUCAAGGACGGCGAGCGGCUCCGCUACGGGACCGGGGACGAGUACAGGAAGCACUGCCUGCGGAGGGUCGGCAGGAGGUACUACUUCACUGUCAACGAUGUGCAGCCCGAGGACGCAGGGGUGUACCAGGUCAGGGUGGAGGACGUCCCUGUCUUCUCAACCGAACUCGAUGCUCAAGCCAUCCCGGCGCGGUUCCGGCAGCCGCUCUCCGACGUGCGCUGUGCCGAGGCCGGGGACGCCGAGUUCCAGUGUGUGCUGUGCACGCCCUGCCACCAGCCCCUGUGGCUGCACAAAAGCCGCCCCCUCCAGGCCAGUGGCAAGCACCAGAUCUCUGUGACACCCGAUGGCCUGACCCACAAGCUGACUGUCAGGAACGUGGGGCCCUCGGACAGCGGCCUGUACACGCUCGACGCGGGACAGGGCUCCUCCAGCGCCUGGCUCGUCGUGGAGUAUGCCAAAGGAAAGAGGAGUCAGGAUGAAGGAGAAAAGAUUGUAAGGGAGACAUCUGAGUGGCUGAAAGAAACAAUGGCAGAUAAUGAAAGGGCGAGGAAGCUUCGGCGCCAAGAGCAAGCUGCUGCUCAAGAUUGUUCUUCCUUCCCCACAUCCUCUGGUGGGGAGAAAAGUGGCUGGUAUAGAACAGGUCAAGGCAGCAGUCAAGGCAGGGGCCAAGGACACUCCCUUGAUUCUGGUGAUGGAAGCCAAAUUUUUUUGGGAAAAGAAGGGCUACACAAAACCCACAUGAAUGGAGAGAUGGGGUCUGGGCAGUUUUCUGGAGCAGGUCUAGAUGGAGACUCAGCAGCCAAUGAUGGCAGCAUCUUUGGACUAAAAGGGGGCAGAAGUGGGUUAAGGGCUGUCCAUGGCAUGGACUCUGUGUCAGGCAGAGCAGGUCCUGGUGGUACAGGAGGAGGGGCAGGUGAACGGAAUUCUGUAGAUGGCAGAGGUGAAGGUUUGCUGGGUGCUGUUGACAUUGACAUGGAUGAUGGAGAAGGUUUGGGCUCUCAGCAUGACAAGGAUGGGAAUUUAGGUGAUGCCAGUUACAGAGCUGGUUUUGGGGGUGCUGGGAGGUUGGGUGGUGGAAGUUCUGUGCCAGAUAGGCUUGAUCCCGAUUCAACUGGAGUGGGAGCCAGAGGAAUGAGGUCCCACCAUGGCAAGGAUGGGCAUGCCACUGUGGGUGAUAUGAAUGGAGCAGGUAUAAACAGAGAGGGACAAACAAGGACUCCCUAUGGCAAGGAUGGCCUGAUACCUCAUGCCAGUGGUCAGUUAGGGCAGACAGGAAGAUCUGACUCAUUGUAUGGGCCAGGAGGCCUUCCAGGUGGAGAUGGGGCUACACCUGGUAGAGUUGGCAAUUCCACAGGAGAAAUUGGGGCUUUGUAUGGUCCAGAUGGUCAGGCACUGGGAGCAGGUGCUGAUGGUGCUGGUGGAGUUGGUGCAGGGGGACUUGGAGCUCCCUAUGGGAAAGAUGGUCUUCCAAUUGGAGCAGGUGCUGGUGGGGCUGGUAGUGCAGAGGGACUUGGAUCUCUCUAUGGGAAGGAUGGUCUCCCAGCUGGGGCUGGUGGUGCUGGUGCAGGAGGAUUUGGAGGGGCUUUGUAUGGUCCAGAUGGUCGGCCACUUGGAGCAGGUGUUGGUGCUGGUGCUGGUGCUGGUGCAGGGGGAUUUGGAGCUCCCUAUGGAAAGGAUGGUCUGCCAGUUGGAGCAGGUGUUGGUGGGGUUGGUGUAGCUGGUGGAGGGGGAUUUGGAGCUCCCUACAGAAAGGAUGGUCUCCCAGCUGGAGCAGGUGUUGGUGCUGGUGGUGGUACUGGUCCAGGGGGAUUUGGAUCUCCCUAUGGAAAGGAUGGUCUCCCAGCUGGAGCAGGUGCUGGUGGGGCUGGUGCAGGGGGAUUUGGAUCUCCCUAUGGGAAGGAUGGUCUCCCAGCUGGAGCUAGUGGAGCUGGUGUAGGAGGACUUGGAGAGGCUUUGUAUGAUCCAGAUGGUCGGCCACUUGGAGCAGGUGCUGGUGCUGGUGCAGGGGGAUUUGGAGCUCCCUAUGGCAAGGAUGGUCUGCCAGUUGGAGCUGGUGUUGGUGGUGUUGGUGCAGGGGGACUUGGAGCUCCCUAUGGGAAGGAUGGUCUCCCAGUUGGAGCUGGUGUUGGUGGUGUUGGUGCAGGGGGACUUGGAGCUCCCUAUGGGAAGGAUGGUCUCCCAGUUGGAGCUGGUGGAGCUGGUGCAGGAGAGGCUUUGUAUGGCCCAGAUGGUCGGCCACUUGGAGCAGGUGUUGGUGGUGAUGGUGCAGGGGGAUUUGGAAUUCCCUAUGGAAAGGAUGGUCUCCCAGUUGGAGCUGGUAUUGGUGGAUCUGGUAGUAUAGGAGGACUUGGAUCUCUCUAUGGGAAGGAUGGUCUCCCAGUUGGAGCUAGUGGAGCUGGUGUAGGAGGACUUGGAGAGGCUUUGUAUGGCCCAGAUGGUCGGCCACUAGGAGCAGGUGUUGGCACUGCUGGUUCUGCGAGCGCCACGGGAAUUGGAGCUCCCUAUGGCAAGGAUGGUCUGCCAGUUGGAGCAGGUGCUGGUGGGGCUGGUGGUGCAGGGGGAGUUGGAGGUCCUUAUGGAAAGGAUGGACUCCCAGCUGGAGCAGGUGCUGGCUUUAGUGGUGCAGGGGGUGUUGGGGGUCCCUAUGGAAAGGAUGGUCUCCCAGCUGGAGAUGGUUUUGGUAGUGUUGGUGCAGGGGGACCUGGAGCUUCCUGUGGGAAAGAUGGUCUCCCAACUGGAGCAGGUGUUGGUGUUAGUGAUGCGGGGGGAGUUGGGGGUUCCUAUGGGAAGGAUGGUCUCCCAGUUGGAGCAGGUGCUGGUGGUGCUGAUGCAGGAGGACUUGGAGAGGCUUUGUAUGGUCCAGAUGGUCGGCCACUUGGAGCAGGUAUUGGUGCUGGUGCUGGUGCAGGGGGAUUUGGAGCUCCCUAUGGGAAGGAUGGUCUCCCAGCUGGAGCUGGUGGAGCUGGUGCAGGAGAGGCUUUGUAUGGUCCAGAUGGUCGGCCACUAGGAGCAGGUGUUGGUGCUGCUGGUUCUGCAAGUGCCACGGGAAUUGGAGCUCCCUAUGGCAAGGAUGGUCUGCCAGUUGGAGCAGGUGCUGGUGGGGCUGGUGGUGCAGGGCGAGUUGGAGGUCCUUAUGGAAAGGAUGGUCUCCCACUUGGAGCAGGUGCUGGUGUUAGUGGUGCAGGGGGUGUUGGAGGUCCCUAUGGAAUGAAUGGUCUCCCAGCUGGAGCUGGUGUUGGUGGGGCUGGGGGAGUUGGGGGUUCCUAUGGAAAGGAUGGUCUCCCAGCUGGAGCUGGUGCUGGUGUUAGUGGUGCAGCAGGUGUUGGGGGUCCCUAUGGAAAGGAUGGUCUGCCAGCUGGAGCUGGUGCUGGUGGUGGUGGUGCAGGGGGUGUUGGGGGUCCCUAUGGAAAGGAUGGUCUCCCAGUUGGAGCAGGUGCUGGUGGAGCUGCUGGUGCAGGGGGUGUUCGGGGUCCCUAUGGAAAGGAUGGUCUCCCAGCUGGGACUGUGGCAGGAGCUGCUCAUUUUGCUCUUGGAGGUGAGGAAGCAAUGGGAUUGGGCCGUGGCACGGAUGCCACACUGAGCAGAGCUCCAGGAUAUGCAGGUGGAGCAGGAGGAGAGGGCUUUUCCAGGGAAGGCUCUGCCCUGUGGGGUGCAGGGUCUCCCUAUGGCAAGGACAGAGGGUCAGGUGUAGCCACAGCUGGUGCAGGUGGAGCUGGGAGGCUGGGAGGGGAUGGAUGGGAUUCAGUCGGUGGUAAAGGAGGUAUGGGAGCUGCUGGUGGACCAGGAGGUGAAUAUGGGCUGGACGCACAUCUUGGCAGAUCUUUGAGAGGUGAAACUGGAAAGGGCACUGCCAGUGAUGUCAGAGGGCCAGGGAACAAAGGUUCAGCUGGUGACAGAGGGUCCCUGUCAGGUCCAGGAGGAGCCAGGGGAGAGGGCAGAGAUUUCCCACAGUUGGGCUCUCUUUAUUCUGCCUUUGGAGAGGCAGAGAGUAAAUCCCAUGACAGAUCUGUUGAUGGGAGUAGUUCAGGUGGGUUUGGUCAAGGUCCACUGAGUUAUGGCCAGGUGUCAGGUCCUUUUGGUGGACCUCCUUCAGCAAACCAGAGAAACCAGGAACCUGAUCUGGAUCUUAAAGCAAAUGAUUCCCUGAACAACACGGAAAGCACAGCACCAAAGAGACGGAGUGUCCUGGAUGAUCUUAAAGUCCCGCGCUGUUACCUCAACAAGCAGCUGGCGACCGUGCGAGUGCUGAAGGGGGACCCGGCUGAGCUGUCCUGCACUGUCAGCAGGGACAACGUGACAGGAACCUGGUUUAAGGAUGGCCUAAAGUUAACAAGCAUGGAUGGAGUCGUCUUUGAAAAGAAAGGUCUUGUCCACAAACUGAUCAUCAACAAGGCUGAAGAUAUUCAUGCUGGGAAAUACAGGUUUGAAGGUGGAGAUGUAAAAACUGAAGCUUCAAUUUUUAUUGAAGAUCCUCCCCAGGUGGACAAAGUUCUCCUCAAGAACUUGACCAGUGUCCCCACAGUGGCCAAGGCCGGGGAGGGGGUGAAGCUGCGGAUCCCAUUCGAGGGUCGGGGGCCCAUCAGGGCGGCGUGGCUGAAGGACAGGAUGGAGCUGGGGGAUGACUCCAGGAUCCGUGUGGACAAGACAGACACCUGCACCACGCUCUCCAUCUCCAGCUGCGACAGGAGGGACUGUGGGGAUUACAAAGUCAGGCUCAAGAACGACAGUGGUGUCCUGGAGAUCAACCUAAAGCUCAUGGUGAUAGACAAGCCACAGCCUCCAGCAGGACCCAUCAAAAUUGUCGAAAGCUCCGCCAACAACAUCACGAUCCAGUGGAAGCCCCCAAAGGAUGAUGGGGGCAAACCAGUGCAAAGGUACCUCGUGGAGAGGCAGCAGGUGGGCAGGAACGACUGGGAGACUUUGGGAGAAACCCCCAGGAGCUGCACCAGCUUCACCACAAACAAAGUGGAGGAAGAGAUGAGCUACUACUUCAGGGUGAGGGCCGUGAACGCUGAGGGAGUGAGCGAUGCGCUGGAGUCAGGGGAAGUGAAGGCUGCUGGUAAAGGCUCCCCUGGUGCCCCAAAUCGCCCUGAGAUCAUCACUGCCAGCAGGGACACCAUCACCAUAUCCUGGAAAGCUCCUUGUAAAACUGGCACUUCCCAAAUUAUGGGAUACAUUGUUCAGAAACGCAAGAAGGGCACUGUGACCUGGCUGCCAGUCACCAACGUGCCUGUCAAAGACAAGAAACUGAAGGUGACAGGCCUCAAGAAGGGUGUGCAGUAUGAGUUCCGUGUGGCAGCUGUCAAUGCUGCUGGCACAGGACAGCCCAGUGACCCCUCAGAGCCUGCCUUUGCCCGGGACCCCACCGAAUCUCCAGGCCAAGUGCAGGACCUUAAAGUGAGCAGCAGUGACAGCACCAGUGUCACCUUGACAUGGAACAAACCUGAAGUACAAGAUGGGAAUGAUGUGAAAGGCUAUGAGGUGGAGAUGAGGCCCUGUAACAGCCUCACCUGGACCAAGUGCUUCACCCUCCCUGCUGGGAGCACCUCGUGCAGGGUGCAGGGCCUGCAGGCCAGGGAGAAGCUGUUGCUGCGCGUCAGGGCCCUCGGCGACGGCGGCCCAGGCGAGGCCGCGGAGCUGGAGGCGUGUGCUGGAGCUGCUGCUGCUGCCCUGGUUUCUCCCAGGUUCCUGAUAGAUGACACAGUGAAAAGCUUCCUGCUUAUAAAAGCAGGGGAUCCCAUCCGGGUGAAGAUUCCCUUUGAGGGAUCUCCCGAGCCGGUGGUGACGUGGUUAAAGGACGGGCUCCCCCUGCCCGGCCGCGCUGCCGUGAGCACCGAGGAGGGCAGCAGCCAGCUGCUGCUCAGGGCAGCCGAGCUCGGCGACAGCGGCACCUACACUGUGGAGCUUGGGGAUGGGCUGGGCAAAAAGGAAACCUUCAGCUUCCAGGUUCAAAUUACAGAUAUCCCUCAGCCCCCUGGAGCCAUCCGGCUGGAGGAGAAUGUCCCCAACACAGUGACAGUGACCUGGGAGCCCUCAGCCUCUGAGCAGUGGGAGAAGAACCUGUAUUACACUGUCCUGAAACGGGAAUCCCAGAAGGGCCUGUGGCAUGUGCUGGGGGACCUGAUCUACAACAACAAGUUCACCUUCACCAGGGUGGUCCCAGGCAGGGAUUAUUACUUCAGGGUUGUGGCAAAAAAUGACCUGGGAGCCAGUGAUCCAUCAGAGACUGUGCAGCCCUGGAGGAUCUGGAAAAAAAAGGCUGAAUUUCGAGUGAAAGCACAGAAAUACAGAGGAGUUAACCAGAACCAGCCCCCGAGGUUCCUGGUGCCGCUGAAGUGCCACGUGGUGGUCACGGGCAGUGAGUGCCACAUGAGCUGUGCUGUGGGAGGCCAUCCCCCACCAAAAGUCACUUGGUACAAGGACAGCAGAGACCUCUCCAGAGAUCCCAACUACUUCUGCACCAACGACUUCGGCGUGUGCUCGCUCGUGGUGCUGGGGGUCACCAAGCAGGACGAGGGGGAGUACAUGGUGGAAGCCAGCAAUGAAGUGGGCCGUGCCUUCAGCAAAGCCUUCCUCUCCAUCAAAGACUUUUAG